GCACGUCUUUUGUUUUCCGUUCAAACUGGUUAAUUUAACAAUUGAAAAGGUCACAAACACAAAUAGAAAAAAUAAAGUAAACACAAACCCAAAAUUCCACAGCGGCCCCCAGCCAAAGCAAACUCAAGACUCUAGCCUCUUUAUUAAGGACCGUCUCGUCUUCUCGAUAGUCCGUUAGUAUGCUCUGCGGUUGUUGAAUCUUUUUUAGAUUAUUCCUGAACCCUUCAAAACCCUCUUAUCUCUCUCUUCUAUCGCUUGGCCUGAUAUUCUUUUUGGCUGAGAGAUCAAGCAAAAAUGAGCGUGGUUGGAUUUGAUUUUGGUAAUGAGAGCUGCAUUGUUGCUGUCGCAAGACAAAGGGGGAUCGACGUUGUGCUCAAUGAUGAGUCAAAGCGUGAAACACCUGCAAUUGUAUGCUUUGGUGACAAACAGCGGUUCCUUGGGACAGCUGGGGCUGCUUCUACAAUGAUGAACCCUAAGAAUUCCAUCUCUCAGAUAAAGAGGUUAAUUGGUAGACAGUUUUCUGAUCCAGAAUUGCAGCGAGACCUGAAGACAUUCCCUUUUGUUGUCACUGAAGGACCUGAUGGAUAUCCAUUAAUUCAUGCACGGUACUUGGGUGAAGCUAGAACAUUUACACCCACCCAAGUAUUUGGAAUGAUGUUAUCAAACCUUAAAGAAAUAGCCGAGAAAAAUCUGAAUGCUGCCGUUGUUGAUUGCUGCAUUGGAAUUCCACUUUAUUUUACUGAUCUUCAGAGGAGGGCGGUCUUGGAUGCUGCUACUAUUGCUGGUUUGCAUCCACUUCGUCUGUUUCAUGAAACAACUGCAACUGCAUUGGCUUAUGGAAUUUAUAAGACCGAUCUUCCUGAAAAUGAUCAACUGAAUGUUGCCUUUGUUGAUGUUGGACAUGCUAGCAUGCAAGUAUGCAUUGCUGGAUUUAAAAAGGGGCAGCUGAAAGUGUUGUCCCAAUCAUAUGAUAGGUCCCUAGGUGGGAGGGACUUUGACGAGGUUCUGUUCAAUCAUUUUGCUGCAAAGUUUAAGGAGGAGUACAAGAUUGAUGUAUUCCAAAAUGCCAGGGCUUGUCUGAGGUUGAGGGCUGCUUGCGAGAAGCUGAAGAAGGUGCUUAGUGCUAAUCCCGAGGCACCUUUGAACAUUGAGUGCUUAAUGGAUGAGAAGGAUGUCAGAGGCUUUAUCAAGCGCGAUGAGUUUGAGCAACUGAGUCUUCCAAUUUUGGAACGGGUGAAGGGACCUUUGGAGAAGGCACUUGCAGAGGCAGGUCUUACAGUUGAGAAUGUACACAUGGUUGAGGUGGUUGGUUCUGGAUCUCGUGUGCCAGCUAUAAACAAAAUUUUGACAGAGUUCUUUAAAAAGGAGCCUAGGCGGACAAUGAAUGCUAGUGAGUGUGUUGCCAGGGGCUGUGCAUUGCAGUGUGCAAUUCUCAGCCCAACUUUUAAAGUACGGGAGUUUCAGGUCAAUGAAAGCUUUCCUUUCUCAAUUUCUCUCUCGUGGAAAGGUCCAAGUUCUGAUGCACAGGAAAGUGGACCAAAUAAUACGCAGAGAACCCUUGUUUUCCCCAAGGGAAAUCCCAUACCAAGUGUCAAGGCACUAACCAUCUACAGGUCAGGAACCUUUUCUAUUGAUGUUCAAUAUGAUGAUGUGAGUGAAUUGCAAACACCUGCAAAGAUCAGCACAUAUACUAUUGGACCUUUCCAAUCUACAAUAACUGAAAAAGCAAAAGUUAAAGUGAAAGUUCGGUUGAAUCUUCAUGGAAUUGUAUCUGUCGAAUCUGCAACUCUGCUGGAAGAGGAAGAAAUUGAGGUUCCAGUUUCCAAAGAACCAGCAGGAGAAAAUACCAAGAUGGAAACUGAUGAAGCUCCUGCCAAUGUUGCUGCACCUCCUAGCACCAAUGACAAUGAUGUUAACAUGCAAGAUGCUAAUUCCAAGGCAACUGCUGAUGCCCCUGGGUCCGAAAAUGGGACCCCUGAGGCAGGAGAUAAGCCUGUGCAAAUGGAUACUGAUACCAAGGUUGAGGCUCCAAAGAAAAAAGUUAAGAAAAUAAACAUUCCUGUGGUGGAGUUAGUUUAUGGGGCAAUGGCAGCUGCAGAUGUCCAGAAAGCUGUAGAGAAGGAGUUUGAAAUGGCUUUGCAAGAUAGAGUGAUGGAGGAAACAAAGGAUAAGAAAAAUGCAGUAGAGGCUUAUGUUUAUGACACGAGAAACAAGCUUAAUGACAAAUACCAAGAGUUUGUCGUUGAUUCAGAGAGGGAAUCAUUUACUGCUAAACUUCAGGAGGUAGAAGACUGGCUAUAUGAGGAUGGUGAAGAUGAAACUAAAGGUGUAUACAUUGCCAAGCUAGAAGAACUCAAGAAGCAAGGUGAUCCAAUUGAAGAGCGUUACAAAGAAUACAUGGAGAGGGGUACAGUAAUAGAUCAACUUGUCUAUUGUAUAAAUAGUUAUAGAGAAGCUGCAAUGUCAAAUGAUCCCAAAUUCGAUCACAUUGACAUCAAUGAGAAACAAAAGGUCUUAAAUGAAUGUGUGGAAGCUGAGAACUGGCUCAGGGAGAAAAAACAGCAACAGGACUCUCUUCCGAAAUAUGUCACCCCGGUACUUUUGUCAGCUGACAUAAGAAAGAAAGCUGAAGCUGUUGACAGGUUCUGUAAGCCAAUUAUGAUGAAACCAAAGCCACCACCACCCAAGCCAGCUACACCAGAAGCACCAGCAACCCCACCUCCUCAGGGUGGUGAGCAGCCACAGCAGCAGCAACAACAACCACCUGAGGAGAAUCCUAAUGCCAGUACUAAUGAAAAGGCAGGGGACAAUGCUAAUCCAGCCCCACCACCAGCAUCUGCUGAACCAAUGGAGACUGACAAACCAGAGAACACAGGCUCUGCUUAAUUUUUGUUGAUUUUGUCUGGUCUCUACGUUUUGUAUAACAAUUUGAAUUGUACCUGGAAAAAUCGUCGUGGGUGAGAGUUGAUGCUGGGAUUCUUUGCUGGAAAAAUUGGUAAUGGGUGAAUUAUCUGAGAUUCGGAUUAUUUUUGGUCAAAUCUACAUUCUAUAAGUGGAAUUACAAUGCUUGUUUACAUUUGAGUUAAAUGACCCUAUUUUCCUUUUGCGUGGCAUUA
Glycine soja is the source of this 3116-nucleotide messenger RNA. RefSeq names its product heat shock 70 kDa protein 14-like. Lineage: Eukaryota; Viridiplantae; Streptophyta; Magnoliopsida; Fabales; Fabaceae. Gene Ontology annotation, biological process: protein folding. The record is from RefSeq and is a predicted model, not a curated record. Gene Ontology annotation, molecular function: ATP-dependent protein folding chaperone; ATP binding. Bases 295 to 2886 code for a protein of 863 amino acids. The transcript is spliced from 10 exons. Gene Ontology annotation, cellular component: cytosol; nucleus.